CCCCUCGCCCCCCGGUCUCCCGAAUUCAUUUCUCUCUCUACACCCACCGGCUCGCACGUUAGCACGCCAACCAGAAAUCAGAAAAUUCGUAGUUAUUAUUAUUAUUUUUUAAAAGUCAAUUAUUUUUGUUUGGAUUAUAAUUGGGUUAUUGGGUUUUGGAUCGAUUGGUUGAUCGAUAGAUGUGGAGUUGAAUAUGUCGAAAGUGAAACAUUUACUGCGGAAACUGCAUAUCGGGGAUCAUCAACACCAAGAUAGACCGCCCGUACUCGAUCCGUCCCCUCAAACGACGCCGUCUCAUUCUUCGUUGCCAUCUUCACCUUCAUCUGACCCGCACCCCAUUUUGGCUCAACCUGCUCCGGAUUCACUGGAAAAUGAGAAUUCUGUUUCUAAUUCUAAUUCUAAUUCUAAUUCUGAUAGUAAUUUUAAUUUCUUCGAGGAGGAGUUUCAAGUUCAAUUGGCACUUGCUAUUAGUGUGUCGGAUCCAGGUCAAAAUCAUGACCCGGAAACCGCACAGAUCAACGUCGCCAAGCAAAUUAGUCUUGGGUGUUCACCGACUCAAUCCCUUGCUGAAUUUCUCUCGCUUCGUUACUGGAGCUACAAUGCCAUAAAUUAUGAUGAGAAAGUAAUUGACGGGUUCUAUGAUAUUUGUGGAUUUGAUUCGAAUUUGUUGUCCCAAGCAAAAAUGCCAUCGCUGGUAGAUCUUCAAUUAAUUUCAGUUUUGGAUCACGUUGGUUCUGAGGUUGUUUUAGUGAACCGCACACUUGACACAGAACUGCGGGAAUUUGAGGAAAAAGUUUACUGCAUGUCCGUGGAGUGCCUUGCUUUGGAAAGGGGUACAAGUUUUUUAGUUCAAAAAAUUGCUGACCUUAUUGUUAACAGAAUGGGAGGUCCUGUUAAUGAUGCUGAAGAAAUGUUUAAAAGGUGGAAAGCAAGGAGUUAUGACUUGCAAAUCUUUCUGAAUGCUAUCAUCCUUCCCCUUGGGUGUCUUGAUGUUGGAGAUUCACGCCAGAGAGCUUUGCUCUUUAAGGUACUUGCUGAUAGGAUCAACCUUCCAUGUAAGCUCGUCAAAGGUAGUUAUUAUACUGGCACUGAUGAAGGAGCUGUGAACUUGAUCAGAUUGGACAAUGGAAGUGAAUACAUUGUUGAUCUUAUGGGUGCUCCAGGCACUCUAAUCCCUGCUGAGGUGCCCAGUAGUCAUCAGAAUUUUAGUUUAGAUGCAAGGAGUAUUACACAUGUUGUAGGGACCACCAAAAGUUCAUGUAUAACAUUUGACGAAGGAGCUGGGCGUUCACUUAUGCCUAAUAAUGAUGAAACUUUCAAAAUAAAAAGUUCAAGUUCAGAAUCAUCUUCCAUUUUCCCCAAGUCAAAGAGAAAUGGCAGAGCUAUCGCACUAUCAUUAUGCGGAGUUUGUGAAGAGUCAGCAGGUGCUGGACCGAAAGCAUCAGCAAGACAGAAGUUGCAAGUUGAAGAUGUUUCCAAAUGUGUAAUCGAUGCCGCGAGAGAUCCAGAAUUUGCUGGAAAACUUCAUGCUGUUUUGUCAGAGAAUUAUGGGACAUCAAACCCAGAUGUGCUUUUGAGCAUGAAUUCCCACGAUAAUGGAGAGGACAAAUUGUUUACUAAAAAUGAAUCAGUGAGAGGUGAAAGGGUGAUUGAUACUUGGCGUCAUCCAGAGAUGUUCUUGUCCAAAAAAGAGAACGCUCCGCAGCAGAUAUUUAGCAAGGUUUUAUGUGACAGCAGCAAAAUCCAUACCGCUGAAGGGUUGGCAGCACAGCAGCUUAAACCGGAUCCGGCUGUCUCUAAUCCUGGAUAUAAUGUAUCUUCUAAUACUCCAGCAGAAGGAUUUACGCUUUUCAAAGGUAGAACUGAUGAAGUAAUCCAUGAUGAUGAUAUUGCCGUGGGUGCUGGCUGUGCCAAUUUGUCUGGCAAGAUAGACAAGUCUUCUGUGGAAGUGACUGCAGUAGCCUACAGUAACCAGUCUAGUACUAGCAAGAAUCAGAAAAUGAAAAAUGACCCUGUCCUGAGUGGUGUUGCUGAAAUUUUGUGGGAAGAUCUUCAGAUUGGUGAACGCAUUGGCAUAGGUUCAUAUGGUGAAGUUUAUCGGGCAGAAUGGAAUGGCACAGAAGUUGCUGUAAAGAAAUUCAUGAAUCAAGAUAUCUCUGGUGUUGCACUCGCACAAUUUAGAUGCGAGGUUGAGAUCAUGCUGAGAUUGAGGCAUCCAAAUGUUGUUCUUUUCAUGGGAGCUGUAACUCGGCCUCCAAAUCUGUCCAUAUUGACAGAGUUUCUCCCAAGGGGUAGUUUAUUUAAACUGCUGCACCGACUAAAUAUCCAAAUUGAAGAAAAGAGGCGAAUAAAAAUGGCACUCGACGUGGCCAGAGGAAUGAAUUACUUGCACACUAGUCACCCUAUCAUAGUGCAUCGUGAUUUGAAGACUCCCAAUCUCCUAGUUGACAAAAACUGGGUGGUUAAGGUCUGUGAUUUUGGGAUGUCACGUUUGCAGCACAGCACAUUUCUGUCUUCCAAGUCAGCUGCUGGAACAGCGGAAUGGAUGGCACCAGAGGUUCUAAGGAAUGAACAAUCCAAUGAGAAAUCUGAUGUAUAUAGUUUUGGAGUAAUAUUGUGGGAAUUGGCAACUCUUCGUGUACCAUGGAUGGAAAUGAACUCCAUGCAGGUUGUUGGAGCUGUUGGAUUUCAGGGUAGGCACCUUGAGAUUCUGCCCACUAUUGAUCCAAUGGUCGCGGAGAUAAUUAGUGACUGUUGGAACCGGUGAGUUCCUAAACUUAAAGGCUAAGAGUUGUCUCGCAAAGCUUUUAUUAGAUUACAAGAUAUUGGUCUUACGACAUGUGUGGAUAAUAAGUGGGCAAAAGUUGCGGGUCUUACAUAAUGUAUGGAUGAAAAUAGAGUUUGACCUGCUUAUAGGCAAUUAUAAUCUUUGCCAAACA
Messenger RNA from Olea europaea var. sylvestris, 2939 nucleotides. Its product is annotated as probable serine/threonine-protein kinase SIS8. The transcript is spliced from 12 exons. The coding region runs from base 194 to 2767 and encodes 857 amino acids. Gene Ontology annotation, molecular function: ATP binding; protein kinase activity. NCBI's taxonomy places the organism in Eukaryota, Viridiplantae, Streptophyta, Magnoliopsida, Lamiales, Oleaceae. Gene Ontology annotation, biological process: protein phosphorylation. The record is from RefSeq and is a predicted model, not a curated record.